GCAGCCCUUCUCCAAACAGUGACCAAGUGUGGAUCUGAUCUGGUCAGGAAAAGAGCUGUACAACGGAGCAGAGCGAGCAGCCCAGAAGAUGGAAGCCACGGGCUUGUUUUUCACAUGUCUGCUUUUCCUCAUCAGGAAAGGCGUGUCUUGCAAAGGCUGGUCCAUGCAUGUGCCCUCAGAGGUGACGGGCGAACUCGGCCGGACGGUGACCUUGCCCUGCACUUUCACGCACCCGCACAACACCUACGACAAGACCCUGACGGCCAUCUGGCGGGUGAGGGCGCCUUACAACGGGACCGUCGUCUUCAAGUGCAUCUCUCACAGCUCCAGCGACCUCUGCAGAACCACCAUUGGCCCGAAGGACAGGUACACGCUCCUGGGGAAGCCGAGGCAGAACAACCUCUCACUCCAGAUUGACCGCCUGACCUGGAACGACAGCAACAGGUACUUCUGCCGUGUGGAGUUCUCCGGGGACCUCCACGACAAGUAUGAGAGCCGCACGGGCAUCCGUCUCCGCCUCACAGCUCCUCCCAGGAUUGUAAACAUCUCUGUCCAGACCGGCCAGGAUCAUGCUGUCCACGCAAAGUGUACCGCUGAAGGGGAGCCAUUACCCACCUUGACGUGGACCGGUCCUCUCUCUGGCAACGUCACCUCCGUUUCCAGGACAGCCCAUCAGAUAACCAAUGAACUUCACCGCCUCACUCGGGACGGAAAAUACACCUGCACGGCUGCCAACCUCUAUGGAAGAGCAGAGGGGGCUGUCUACUUUUACAGAUUCAAGGCUGAGAACAGCUCCUGGAUCCUGGUCCUCUUGCUCGUAGCCUUAGGGAUCAAGCUACUGGCGCUGGUGGCGAUCGUCGGGGUCGGCUUCUUCUGGAAGGGAGAUAGCCUCAUGGCCCAAAAUAGCCAGCCACGGCAACAGGUGCAACAGUCUCCGUAUGAAAACUUCAGUUGCAGGAUCAACUCCUUAAGUCAAAGUGUGCCCUAGUCGAUCUAAAGAAGCGUGUGCAAGUGAAAGAUCUGGGACAAUGCAGCUCUCUUCAUUUUUAUGGAAUCCCACAAGUGUUUUCAUAGAAAGGAAAUGAAGUGGAUAUAAUCCGUAAUUAUUUCUUGCAGAUACAGCAGGCGAUGGACCUGUCCAAUGCCUUAAGGUAAUCUCUGGAGACUCUUUCCGUGCGCUGCCCCCCACAGGGGCACAAGUGCCGGCAAGCAGGGACGGGGCCUUCUUUGGGGCCGCCCCUUCUGUCGAAUGGCCUUCCCUCAGCACCCCUCCCUUGCAUCUCGAUACAUUUAGAUGUAAGGUUAAGGUUUUAA
Messenger RNA from Varanus komodoensis (Komodo dragon), 1314 nucleotides. It is a transcript of the gene SIGLEC15, whose product is annotated as sialic acid binding Ig like lectin 15. The coding region runs from base 89 to 988 and encodes 299 amino acids. Gene Ontology annotation, biological process: regulation of osteoclast development; regulation of bone resorption; regulation of actin cytoskeleton organization. The record is from RefSeq and is a predicted model, not a curated record. The transcript is spliced from 5 exons. Gene Ontology annotation, cellular component: plasma membrane. NCBI's taxonomy places the organism in Eukaryota, Metazoa, Chordata, Lepidosauria, Squamata, Varanidae.